Messenger RNA from Cucumis melo (muskmelon), 1814 nucleotides. RefSeq names its product bifunctional riboflavin kinase/FMN phosphatase-like. The record is from RefSeq and is a predicted model, not a curated record. Gene Ontology annotation, molecular function: riboflavin kinase activity. Lineage: Eukaryota; Viridiplantae; Streptophyta; Magnoliopsida; Cucurbitales; Cucurbitaceae. Bases 458 to 1570 code for a protein of 370 amino acids. Gene Ontology annotation, biological process: riboflavin biosynthetic process; FMN biosynthetic process. The transcript has 11 exons.
AACACAAGAAAACUAUCUUAGUUUAGGACAUCUAUUUCCAACAGAAGUUUAGAUGGAAAAAGAGAAUUUAUUUUUUACAUAAUAAGGAGGACAAGUUGAACGCCGUGAUCAUUAUGAUCACGAAGCAACUCAACAUUCUAAACUUCGCGACAGCAUAAAUUGUUAAAAGCAAAUUGAUUCAAAUCCAACAAAAUUUCUGCGGUUGGCAAAUAAUAUUAAGCAUUGAUCGCAUCAAAUUCAAUCGUUGAAAUCCACCAUUUUCGUCUGUUUUCGUUCUUCAAUCUCCACGAACAACAAUCUGUCCUCUGCUAGCCUAGAUGACUACUGGAAAUAUCCAAUUCCCCUCCCAACUUGCCAAAUUCGUCUUUCUUUCUCUCUCAACUUCAAUCUAUUUAGAAGCCUUUACAUUAUCGGUCGAAUUCUGAUUCCGAUCAUCAACUUAUUACCUUCAGUUGCAAUGAGUUUCGUUAAUGGAGUUUCUGCUGUGAUUCUCGAUCUCGAUGGAACCCUUUUGGACACUGAGAGGGCGACAAAAGAUGUGUUGAAGGAAUUUUUGGGAAAGUAUGGGAAAGUUUGGGAGAAGAAGAGGGAAGAGGAGAAGAGAUUAGGGAUGACCCAGAAAGAAUAUGCAGCUGCAAUUAUUAGGGAUUAUGGCCUUCCAUUGACACCAGAUCAAUUUAUUCAAGAAAUUACUCCCAUGUACAGGGAAAAGUGGCCUUCUGUUAAAGCACUUCCUGGUGCUGAUCGUCUUAUCAAACAUCUGUACUCUCAUAAGAUCCCGUUCGGGCUCGCUUCAAAUUCUUCAAGUGAAUAUAUCCAUGCUAAAAUUUCUUGUAUGAAAGGUUGGAGGGAUUGGUUUUCUGUGAUUCUUGGUAGUGACCAGGUUAUUGAAGGGAAACCUGCUCCUUAUCUAUUUGAAGAGGCAGCAAAGAGAAUGGGUGUAGAUGCUUCUCAUUGUUUAGUUAUUGAAGAUUCCUUGGUUGGCGUCAAAGCAGCUAAGGCAGCUAAGAUGAAGGUUGUAGCUGUCCCAUCCCGCGGGGAAAUUGAGUGUUCUUCCUUGGCAGAUGAAGUGCUUAAUUCCUUAUUAGAAUUUCAGCCUGAGCUGUGGGGUCUUCCCUUAUUUGAAGACUGGGUAGAUAGAACCUUACAAAUUGAUCCAAUAUAUGUGAGCUCUCAAUACGUUAAUGGGUCCAUGACUGAAAUCUCAGAGGAUGCAUCAAUACCUGACCAAGUUUUUGGAACAUUCUUCGGUUGGGCUGGCACUGGCACAGCUUGGACCAUCAAGGUUGUGGUUAACAUCGGAUGGAAUUGCAGUUCAUGUACAAAAAAGAACAGGAUCUGGAAACUAUGGUCAGUUGAUGGAUAUAAUAGCAAAGUAUUUGAGCAGCAAAUGCCAUUCAUGCUUGUUGGCUAUAUCCGCAGAUUGAAUAGCAAGGAUCUUACAAAUAUGGAUGUGAGAGAGAUUGAAGAGUUCAAGUAUAUUGCGAAGACGUCACUUGACCGACCUAUGUUUGUCAACCAUUCUUGCACAUCUCUUACUAUAGAAGAAACUUCUAGCAUUAAUGGAUGAUAUAGUUUGUAAUCCACCAGAUAUCACUGUGUUUUCUUUGAAGCCAUCAUUCUGGUUCAUGGGCAAUUUCAUUGCAAUUGCUUAUCUUCUUCAUGUGGAGAAAACGUAGUUCGAAAUAAUGUGUGACCACUGGCUCAAAUGAUGUUUAUUGUUAUCGUAUCUUUCUUUUCCAAGUAGACAAGAUACUCAAUAGAAAAAAAUCAAGUGAACAAGAUGAACAAUUAGUAUGGUUUCUUUAAUUUAA